UAUUAAAAAAAGUAGAAGAGAAAGUCAUAAUAUAUUAUAGCAUUUUAAAACUCUUAUUAUUAUUAAAUUUAAGCAAAAUGGGACGACGUUCUAUUAAUACCACUAAAAGUGGUAAAUAUAUGAACCCAACAGAUCAAGCAAGAAAAGAAGCUAGAAAACAAGAAUUAAAGAAAAACAAGAAACAGAGGCAGAUGGUUAGAGCAGCAGUUUUAAAAGGAAAAGACCCCCAGCAAAUAUUAGAAGAAAUGGAAAAAAUCGACCAGAUGGAAUUUAACGUUAAUCAGCCGUCUCCAUUGAAUGAGAAAGUUCUGAAAGACAAGAGGAAAAAACUUAGAGAUACUUUAGAAAGAGUUCUUAGUAUGUAUUAUAAAGAUGAUCAAGAAAAAUGGUCAGAUUUGAAGAGAAAACAAAAUGAAUAUGAACAAAAGAGGAAUCAAUUAGUAACUUUCUAUGAAUCCGUUAAAAGUGCUCAACAAGUAACUGUAGACGAGAUUCCUUUACCUCAAUUGCCACAACAGCAGCCUGCAAUAGCAAAUAUUCCUGCUCAAAUUCCCCUACCCACAGCAGAAAGGAAACAGGAGCAUACUAUAUAUUCUAUAGCAACAGCCCUCAAGUUACAAGCAUUAGGCCAACCUGUUAGAGAACCACCAGGUUGUCCCCCUGGACCACCCCCUGACAUAAAUGAAGAGGGAGAAGUUGAGGAAUUCGGAGCUAAAUUAACUGAAGAAAUAAAAGAUUCAGACAUAGAAGGUGUUGAAAUAGAUGAACCAUCGACAGUAAAACCAACAUCAUUACAACAAAAAAUGGUUGCCCUUUCUGGUCAAAAUGUUGAUGAUUUUAUGAAAGAAAUGGAAACUGUACAGAAAAAAAUUGAGUUACAAAGAACCGAAGAUAGGACAAAGUUAACAGUGCAUAUUGAACCUUUAGUACCACCAGGUACAGAAAUACCCGUUAUUCCUUCUCAAGCUCCUACUGCCCCACCACCACAUCUGUUUCCUGGUAAUAUCAGAUUACCUCCUGGUCCACCUCCUGGAAGACCACUAAUGCCUCCAGGACCACCACCAGGUUUACCACCUCGUUUACCAAUAAGGCUGCCACAAGUUGCUCCAAGAAUUAUUAGAUUACCUGGACCACCACAAAUUAUGCAACCGAAUGUUUUAUCAGCAGCGCCUCAACUCAUUAAUAGAUCCGAUUCCAAUAAACAUGGUACAACAAUUUCAGCCAAACCACAAAUUAGGAACCUUAGCGCUGACGUCACUAGAUUCGUUCCUUCGGCAUUAAGAGUUAAAAGAGAGGAUAAGAAGCCAUCCAAGAAUCCCAGUAUUCUUGCUAGAGAAAUGAAACAAAAAGAAUUCAAUAUGCACCAGAACGCUUUAGCUGGACAUACAAAAGACGAUGCUUACAAACAAUUUAUGCAAGAGAUGGAGAAUUUAUUGUAAUUAUCUCAUAUUCUGAGAGUGUAUUAUGAAAUAUAUACAUAAAAUUUA
Molecule: messenger RNA, 1487 nt
Organism: Diorhabda carinulata
Lineage: Eukaryota; Metazoa; Arthropoda; Insecta; Coleoptera; Chrysomelidae
Product: WW domain-binding protein 11
Exons: 7
Coding region: 78-1439 (453 amino acids)
Biological process (GO): mRNA cis splicing, via spliceosome
Cellular component (GO): spliceosomal complex
Source: RefSeq, a predicted model, not a curated record